AGCUGAAGUAUCAACAAUAGAUGGAAGCUGGCUUGGUGUGGCGUUAUUGCAUUUAUUUAUUUAUUUUUUAGUCAAAUAUUAGCUCAAGUAUCAACAAUAGUUGGAAGUAGCCGUGUUGUGGCUGUGAUUAACAAACAGUAUCAUCCUCUAAUGGAGAAGGCGAGAGAAUUUCUGGAGAAGAAAGCAGCGGACGACGGCUAUGGCGUUGCUGACCUCAUCAUCCCUCCCCACAAGCCCCACGCAGAGUCCACCUUCUACGAAUAUUUCCUCACCAAAGGCAUCAAGGUCGACCGACUUGACUCCGAUUCCAUCUUCUGCUCCUUCACAGUGCCUCCGCGCCUCACUGACUCCGACGGAAACUUCGCUGCGGGUGCGAUUGCCUCAAUAAUUGACGAAGUAGGCUCCGCGGCGAUCCACGAGCCUGGCCAGCCCAUGGAUUUGUCGGUAGAUACGUCGAUCUCGUAUUUAUCGCCCGCCAAGGACGAGUUGGAGAUCAUCUCAAGACGUUUAGGUAGGCUUGGGAGUUACGCAGCAGCGAGUGUUACAUUACGAAACAAACAAACUGGGGAGAUUGUUGCCGAAGGUCGCCAUUCUUAUUUCAGUAGAAGACUCCCCAGCAAACUGUGAUUCUGAGGUAUCCACGCACACUCACUUCACAAUGUGAAAAUCAUAGUUGUAAUUAAUCGACUGUGGUAUAAAUGCUGUGCACGCACGACUGCGUGCAUGAGAAUGUAUGAUGCUAUUACUAGUUUUCGCAAUUAUUACCGUAAGGAUUGAUCGUUUU
Molecule: messenger RNA, 784 nt
Organism: Andrographis paniculata
Lineage: Eukaryota; Viridiplantae; Streptophyta; Magnoliopsida; Lamiales; Acanthaceae
Exons: 3
Coding region: 151-627 (158 amino acids)
Molecular function (GO): fatty acyl-CoA hydrolase activity
Source: RefSeq, a predicted model, not a curated record